AUAAGUUUGUCACCAGCCUUCACUUAAGAUGUGUAAGUCUAGAGAGGUUCCGAUGGAAUAUAAAGAUGGCAAUGUUGAAGCAACAAGGACAGUCCCAGUUUGAAGAACGAUGGCCGUUAAUGCGUCCUACAGCCCUGAAGUUGCUUCGUCAGGAGCCUGUCACCAAAAUAGAAUGGCAGGAUCUUUUCUGUGCUGUGCACUCUGUGUGCUUAUGGGACGACAAAGGCCCAAACAAGAUGUAUGGUGCCCUACAGGAGGAUAUCCUUGACUUCAUCAGACAUGCCCAGUCCAGAGUGCUGCAGCACCAUGAGGACUCCGCCCUACUAAAAGCUUACAUCGCUGAGUGGGGCAAGUUCUUCACUCAGUGUGACUACCUCCCCAAACCCUUUAUGCAGUUAGUCACAUCCCUUGCUGGCAAGCCACAUGGCAGCAUGCAGAAAAAGACUCAAGGAGAGGAAAGUCUAGUCAGAAAGUUGAUGCUGGACAGCUGGAACCAGAGCAUUUUCUCCAAUAUAAAACAAAGACUGCAGGACAGUGCCAUGAAAUUACUCCACGCAGAGAGGAAUGGAGAGGCUUUCGACUCACAGCUCGUCAUAGGUGUACGAGAAUCAUAUGUAAACCUUAGUUCAGAUGUAGAAGACAAGUUAAAGAUUUACCGGGAGAACUUUGAGAAAGCUUACCUUGAUGCCACAGAGAAGUUCUACAAACUGAAGGCGCCCCAAUACCUGGAGGCCAAUGGUGUACAGAACUAUAUGAGGUAUGCUGACGCUAAGCUGAAGGAGGAGGAGACGAGAGCCCGUCGGUAUCUGGAGACGGGAUGGGGAUGUAGUUCAGUCUCAACAUUGACAGAAUGUUGUGUAAAUGUCCUCGUCACAGCUUUCAAGGAAACCAUUCUCAAAGAAUGUGCUUCUAUGAUAAAGAAUAAUGAGACAGAAAGUAAAGAACUGCGCCUGAUGUUUAGCCUGAUGGACCGGGUGCCUGAUGGAAUCGCACCCAUGCUACAUGCUCUGGAGGCCUACAUUGUCAGUCAGGGCCUCGCUGACAUGAUGGCAGCUGCUGAAACGAUCACAACUGACUCGGAGAAGUAUGUGGAGCAGCUCCUAGAACUGUUUAACAGAUUCAGUGCUCUAGUGAGGGAGGCCUUCAGUGAUGACCCCAGGUUCCUCACUUCUAGAGACAAGGCCUACAAAAAUGUUGUGAAUGACACGUCCGUAUUCCGUCUAGAAAUCCCAAUGAAAAACAAAGGUAUUGGUGCCAAGACCCAACCAGAGUCCAAGUGUCCUGAACUUCUAGCAAACUACUGUGAUAUGUUACUUAGAAAAACUCCUCUCAGCAAAAAACUCACCUCAGAAGAAGUCGAAAAGAAGCUCAAAGAUGUGUUACUUGUGCUGAAGUACGUACAAAACAAGGAUGUGUUCAUGAGGUAUCACAAGGCCCACCUGACGAGAAGACUCAUCCUUGAUACAUCCGCUGACAAUGAGAAGGAAGAGAACAUGGUGGAAUGGCUAAGGGAAGUCGGUAUGCCAGCUGAUUAUGUCAACAAAUUGGCAAGGAUGUUCCAAGACAUCAAGGUCAGUGAUGACCUCAACCAAGAGUUCAAGGAUGCUCACAGGAACAACAAUGAGGGUAUCGCAGACUCUAUAAACAUCAAGAUUCUGAAUGCUGGAGCCUGGGCGCGGACGAGUGACCGAGUGACGGUAUCUCUUCCCAUGGAACUCGAGGAUUACAUACCACAGGUGGAGGAGUUCUACAGGCAGAAACACAGUGGUCGCAAACUACAGUGGCAUCACCUCAUGUCCAACGGCAUUAUAACAUUUGCAAAUGAUAUAGGACGGUUUGACAUAGAGGUCACAACUUUCCAAAUGGCUGUGUUAUUUGUGUGGAACCAAAGACCUAGAGACAAAGUGACAUAUGAAAGCUUGCGGCUUGCCACAGAGCUCCCUGACACUGAGCUCAGGAGAACUCUAUGGUCACUGGCUGCCUUCCCUAAGAUCAAGCGACAGCUACUGAUGUGCUGCCCUGAGUCCAAAUCUGCCAAAGACUUUGAUGACAGUACACAGUUCUGGAUCAACCAGGAUUUCUCACUCAUCAAAAAUGGGAAGGUGCAAAAGCGAGGGAAGAUCAACUUGAUUGGUCGGCUGCAGCUGUCUACAGAGAAGACAAAAGAGGAGGAUAAUGAAGGAAUCAUGCAGCUACGAAUCCUCAGAGUACAGGAGGCCAUUGUGAAGAUCAUGAAGAUGAGGAAGCACAUCACAAAUGCAGCCUUACAGACAGAAUUGGUGGAGAUACUACGGAACAUGUUCCUACCCUCCAAAAAGCUCAUCAAGGAGCAGAUAGAAUGGUUGAUAGAACACAAGUACAUGCGUAGAGACGAGGACAAUAUAAACAUGUUUAUCUAUAUGGCAUAGAUGUCCCUGUGUAGUUCUAUCACAUAACAUUUCGCUCUUUCUACGCCAAAGCCAUGACUUGACCAACAGCCCCUGAAUAUUAACCUGUGGUUGAACUAUGCUGUGAUGUUGAAAUAGCAUGGUAUGCUGUGUUAAACAACAGUCCAGGCUUGUCAGAGCAUGGCACUAUGGCAAUUAAAGGUGGCCAUAUAUGCUUUUAGUCAACAGCUGACUUUUGUUGCAGGAAUGUUGAGGACAUGACUUUGGUGUUAGAAUUAAGCUGUUUGAUAACAGCUGACACCCGAAUGGAAUACAGAGCUGCUGGAAUCAUGUCUCAUUAGCUGUUGCACUAUGGACUAUUGAUAUGCACCCAAUCUUCAAAAGAAAAGUUGGAUAGCUAUCCGAAGCUCCUUCCCUUUCAGUUAAUUGAAAUGAGGAAAAGUCAUAACUUGUUUCCACUUUAAAUAAGCAGAAUCUGGCAAUAUUUGCCUGACUUACUGGACACAGUAAUUGGCUGACCUUGGAAGAGUAGAGCCUUUACCUCAAGUUUGUACCACCUCAGAUUUGUAGCAGACUGUCAUCCUGACAGAGAUCAAGUGGAAGACUAUCUUACUGCAGGAAGUAAUGGGACACCCCGUUCCAGGCAUGUGAUAUUGUCUCGUCGUUGUGUCGCCUAGAUACAAUAUGUAGCUCUACUCCCGUCACUUACGGACAAGAUUGUGGCGCCACCUAUCCAUCACCAUGGGACAUUGCAUGACUCUUGGUAACCAUAAUGAUGUUCCUUUUUGUACAUAUGUAGAGUUAUGACGAUUGUCCUACUCCUCUGUAGUCCGGAGUCUGUCGGUAUACCAGACACAGUGACAUAAAUUUCAAAUAGCCUAGCAGGUACUUACAGAUCCUACACCUAAAUUGCCUGUGCCAUUAUAACAAAUGUCAGUAUGAAAUCAUUAAAUUUUCUGCAAUAUUUCAUAACUUUUAUUUCGUAGAACAUGCGUCACUUAUAGUAGUCUAGAGGUUCAAAGAAAUUCGAUGGUUUCAUGGUUGCCAGCUUACCUACUUAUCUUCAAACAAAAAUGUUGUAUGUAAACUAAUACAUACAUGUAUCAAAGUAAAAUGAAGGUCAGGAACAAGUUAGGCUUGAUAGGAUUACUGAAAUAUUGGUUUGUGUUGUCGAUCUGUCCUGUUAACCGUGAUGUUCUGUAUCAGGAGUCGGGAUAAUCCUAUCCUAGCAUAGUCUCAGCACCUCUAUAUCAAAGUUUUGGUUUUAAUGAUUUUAUGUCAGUAUUUUAACCAAUUAUACAGGGACUAUUCUAGUAAAAUAUCCAUUGAAAAUAUAUCCCAUCCCUGGACUCCUGGUUUUGUCUUCGAGUACACCCAUAGAAUCGAUUAAUACUUACCAUAGAAAUAAUAGGCAGGAAACUAAAUCAGAUGUGAUCUGUUUGGGAGUCCUGGGUUGGGUAGUUUUUACUGGAAUAGCCCUAAUUAUUUCUGUUUUGUAUAAUGUUAUACAUGUAAAGUUGGAAUGAUAUGGGACAACACUAGGAUAACUACCUUAUUCACUGUCUUAUGAUAAGACCCUCCUCCUAUACACACCCCUUCUAACUAUUCUAAUACCUUUUUGGAGGAAAAACUUACUAACCACCCCUUCUACCAUUUAGGGACAUAAAUAGUUAUAAGAUUUGUUUGUCUCUUUACUGAAGUUAUUGCCUUCAUAUUUUUUCCCCAUUUUCUUCUUUAAAACAAUCAAACACAUAACCAGCAUGUCUGGACAUCCUCGAUAUCCACACAUAGGGGUUAUGCUCACUUUCACUCUCUACACCCCUGGAAUAGGUCAUGGCAAAAUUGAAGGCACGAAGAUAGCUGUUUGAUUGGUCUCGGGUAAAAAGGAUGAUGUCUGGAAUGCUUGGAAGAAAGUGUUUUUCACAAAUAACAUUCAAAAAAUCAGUUCAACAACCCCCUUUUCUAUCAUUUGUUUUAAAAGCUUGGGGUGCCCAAUAUAGCCAGUAUGAUACAUGUAUAACCAUUACAAACCAAAGUGUAAUUUAACCUCACUUAAACUUAAAGAAAAGAUUAUCUCCUUUAGUAUGACAAGUCUGGUGUUAUAUUGGCCAAUUGGGAGGAAUGUUUUAUAUCUUCAAAUAUAACAUAUGUCAAUUAUUUAAUAGCGAUACUUUCUUAUUCCAAAAUUGGGGGAAUUCUAAAUUUGCUUACUUGUUGUAAGUUAAGAAAAUGUAGAGUCAUUCAUUAUUCUUGAGAUUAUAUAUUUGUAAGUCGUAUGCAACAUUAAUGAUAUUUUCUUGUUUCAAAAAACAUUCCUGUAUGGUGAUCCAAAAGGAUGUAUGGUUAAGCCUCUUUUUAAAAAAAAAAAAAUGUAACUUGGAAACAUUAUCUGCAAAAAAUGUAUUACUAAAGACUAGGUAAGUUGACGGACACACAAAACCUUCGCAAACAAAACUUAAAGUAGCACUUCUAAUUUUUUUAUUCAUCCAUUGACUUUCUUUUGGAUCAAAGAGUUCCAAUUGACAGAUAUUUCCAAAUGAUCUCCACCAAAUUUAAAUAAUUGGUUAUUCGUGUAUUUUAACAAAACAGCCCCAUUUUGUUUGAUAUCCCUCUAAUAUUAAAAUAAGUUUUGAUCUGUGAAAAGCAUACAUGGUACUUGACUCAAUAAUAUAUUUACAUAUGAGAUAACUUUCUAUGUAAAGAUACAAUCCAAGGGCUUUCAGUGCUUUUGAAUUUGGAAACAAGAAUCUUCAAUUAAACACACUUGGGACCAUUACCUCUUGCAGUGUCCAAGAAUCAGCAAUAAAGAACUUUAUGGUACACAAACUGAUUAUUAUUUAGUACACAAACUGAUAAUAGAUUUUUUGCGUUAUACUGAAAUCUUUUUUGAUUUCUAUGAUGCAUAGACACAAAGAUUUUACAAAUUUUGCAAUGAACAGGUCAUAUUACCAUAUUUUAUUUAUUUGGUACUGGGCCUACUCCUGGACUGAUGGCUAUAUAACAAGUACAACCUGGAUAGGUACCUCAAUUAUGGACCUAUAUUUGUUUGAAAAAGUGAUAUGUGCUAGGAAUAAGGUCUUAUCACUAGUGAAAUGUAGCAUACAUUAAUUAGUCUUUUUUUAGGUCACCUGAGCUUUGCCCCUAAAGAUCACAGGGGAAUUAUUUAAAUGGUAAAUUUCAGGACCCACGAGCCAUCCCUUCUCCCUGUGGGAGGGGGUAAAGUUUACUAUAGUUUGUAUAGAAUUCCUGCCCCAUCCCCAGGGGCUAGGGCGGGGCCCCAAA
Molecule: messenger RNA, 5669 nt
Organism: Mizuhopecten yessoensis (Yesso scallop)
Lineage: Eukaryota; Metazoa; Mollusca; Bivalvia; Pectinida; Pectinidae
Product: cullin-5-like
Exons: 18
Coding region: 66-2408 (780 amino acids)
Biological process (GO): SCF-dependent proteasomal ubiquitin-dependent protein catabolic process; protein ubiquitination
Cellular component (GO): Cul5-RING ubiquitin ligase complex; SCF ubiquitin ligase complex
Molecular function (GO): ubiquitin protein ligase binding
Source: RefSeq, a predicted model, not a curated record